Molecule: messenger RNA, 537 nt
Organism: Xenopus laevis (African clawed frog)
Lineage: Eukaryota; Metazoa; Chordata; Amphibia; Anura; Pipidae
Gene: il17a.S
Product: interleukin-17F-like
Exons: 4
Coding region: 1-537 (178 amino acids)
Source: RefSeq, a predicted model, not a curated record
AUGAGCCCAAUCCUAUCCCAGGUCUAUAUCACCCUGCUGGGAAUUUGCACAAUGGCCUUCACCGAGGCCCUUCUUCCCCACAGCGACUGCCAACUGCCACUUGACUUCCCUCCAGUAGUGAGAGCCAGUAUAGGCAGCGGCGGGCAAAUCCGUAGCCUACGCAUUGAGAUCAGAAACCGCUCUCUGUCGCCUUGGGACUACAUCAUUAACAUGGAUAAAAAUCGAUUCCCUGCUGCGUUGAAUGAAGCCAGUUGCCUCCAUCGCGGCUGUUUGGAUGAAGAAGGGAACAUAGACCUCAACCUCGUGUCCUCCCCUAUCCGACAGGAGAUCCUUGUUCUGCGCAGGGAGGUGAAAGGCUGCACCACGAGCUUCUGGCUGGAGAAACAAACUGUCACCGUGGGCUGCACUUGGAGCAUGUCUUCCACUAUCCCCAGCAAACGUAUUUCCGAUGUACAGGCCCCAGUGAAUGACAAGUGUCCACUUCUGUCCAAAACCGGAAGACCUGUGGACAUUCCCACACCAUCUGACAAAAUGUAG